AUGCAGCCAGCAAUGAUGAUGUUUUCCAGCAAAUACUGGGCGCGACGGGGCCUUUCACUGGACUCAGCUGUGCCUCAAGAGUAUCCAUUACCCAGGAAUGUAACUCUAAGCAAAACAAAUUCUGGUAGAAUUGAUGAUAAAAGGGCUAAUAAAGGUACAAGCAAGAAUGAGUCAACAUCAGAAGGUGGUAAAACGGCUGUGGUGUUUUCUUUAAAAAAUGAAGUUGGUGGCUUGGUAAAAGCUCUCAGACUUUUCCAGGAGAAGCAUGUGAGUAUGGUUCAUAUUGAAUCCAGAAAAUCGAAGCGAAGGAAUUCAGAGGUAGAAAUUUUUGUGGAUUGCGACUGCACCAAGAAAGAAUUCAAUGAGCUCAUUCAGCUGUUAAAGUAUGAAACAAACAUUGUGACUCUGAAUCCCCCAGAAAACAUCUGGACUGAUGAGGAAGAGCUGGACUGUGUGCCUUGGUUUCCCCGGAAGAUUGCUGAAUUAGAUAAAUGUUCGCAGAGAGUUCUCAUGUAUGGCUCCGAACUGGAUGCAGAUCACCCUGGAUUUAAGGACAAUGUUUACCGACAGAGAAGAAAAUAUUUUGUAGAUGUUGCCAUGAGUUAUAAAUAUGGUCAACCAAUUCCUAGAGUAGACUAUACACCUGAAGAAAUAAAAACUUGGGGCGUGGUGUUCAGGGAGCUUUCAAAACUGUAUCCUACUCACGCUUGUCGAGAAUAUUUGAAAAACUUCCCAUUACUGACAAAGUACUGUGGCUAUCGAGAUGACAAUGUCCCACAAUUGGAGGAUGUCUCUAUGUUUCUCAAAGAAAGAUCUGGUUUCACAGUCAGACCAGUGGCUGGAUAUUUGUCUCCUCGUGAUUUCUUAGCUGGUCUGGCCUACCGAGUUUUCCACUGUACCCAGUACAUACGCCAUGGUUCGGAUCCCCUUUAUACUCCGGAACCGGAUACAUGCCAUGAACUCCUGGGACAUGUGCCUCUGCUUGCUGAUCCCAAAUUUGCCCAGUUUUCUCAAGAGAUUGGUUUGGCCUCCCUGGGAGCAUCUGAUGAAGAUGUCCAAAAACUUGCUACUUGUUAUUUCUUCACUAUUGAGUUUGGCCUUUGUAAGCAAGAUGGACAACUGAGGGCUUAUGGAGCAGGCCUUUUGUCUUCUAUUGGAGAGCUCAAGCAUGCUCUGUCUGAUAAAGCCAGUGUGAAAACAUUUGAUCCAAAAACAACCUGCUUGCAAGAAUGCCUUAUCACAACUUUCCAGGAAGCUUACUUUGUCUCAGAAAGUUUUGAAGAAGCCAAAGAAAAGAUGAGGGACUUUGCAAAAUCAAUCAACCGUCCCUUUUCUGUUUAUUUCAACCCCUACACCCAAAGCAUUGAAAUUCUGAAAGACACCAGAAGCAUUGAAAAUGUUGUCCAGGAUCUCCGAAGUGACCUGAACACAGUGUGUGAUGCUUUAAGCAAAAUGAAUAGAUAUUUGGGUAUCUGA
Protobothrops mucrosquamatus (brown spotted pit viper) is the source of this 1476-nucleotide messenger RNA. It is a transcript of the gene TPH2, whose product is annotated as tryptophan hydroxylase 2. Gene Ontology annotation, molecular function: tryptophan 5-monooxygenase activity; iron ion binding. The transcript has 11 exons. The record is from RefSeq and is a predicted model, not a curated record. The coding region runs from base 1 to 1476 and encodes 491 amino acids. Gene Ontology annotation, biological process: serotonin biosynthetic process; aromatic amino acid metabolic process. Gene Ontology annotation, cellular component: neuron projection. NCBI's taxonomy places the organism in Eukaryota, Metazoa, Chordata, Lepidosauria, Squamata, Viperidae.